Molecule: messenger RNA, 6413 nt
Organism: Episyrphus balteatus (marmalade hoverfly)
Lineage: Eukaryota; Metazoa; Arthropoda; Insecta; Diptera; Syrphidae
Gene: Col4a1
Product: collagen alpha-1(IV) chain
Exons: 7
Coding region: 409-5766 (1785 amino acids)
Cellular component (GO): collagen trimer
Molecular function (GO): extracellular matrix structural constituent
Source: RefSeq, a predicted model, not a curated record
AGUUAGUUGAUUGCUGCCUUCUAGAGUUAGCUGGCUGUUAGGAGGAUUUUUCCGUUGUGAUUUCGCUCCAGAUCAGUACGCUCUAGUCGAUCCAUCGCGUCAGAUCGCAAAAAGGAAAGAACCCGCUGUUCCCUCCUAUUCAAGGGUGGAUGGGGUUUUCUUUUACAAAAAAAAAACACCCGAAAGUAAAUUUUUAAAAAAUUUUAAAACACGAAAAAAAGUAGAUAUAUGUGAGAUCACUCAAUGUACCAAUAUCUGUAGACAUUUUUUAUUUUCAACGAAUCCAUGUGAUAUUUUAAACAAAAAAAAUCAUUUUGUGCAAAAAAGAUUUCUCAAUUAUCAAAAAGGAUAAAAUAAAUAUCAGGAAAAGGUGCUCAGUUAGGAAUUUAAUUUUUUGAAACUACAUAAAUGGGGAUAAUGGGACCCCAUAUAAAAAGGUUUACCAUUGCUGUAAUCUUAGCUGGAGUCCUUCUAGAAACUGAAGCCCAAUUUUGGAGAGAAAGUGGAAGUAGCAGCAGUGGCGGUGUAUUUAUCCCCAACAGCGAACUGAGAGAACCACCUCGACCUCCAAUCGACGAGAGCUAUGCUAUAAUCGACACAGCGACCGGCUAUCGAACUGGCCAAGUUCCAAAGAAUUGCACUGGAAACGGAAGUUGUAUACCCAAAUGUUUCGCCGAAAAGGGUAACCGUGGUUUGCCAGGUCCAGCCGGUCGGCCUGGACCCAAAGGUCAAACAGGUUAUGCAGGUAUUGAUGGACCUCCAGGUGAAAAGGGACAAAAAGGUGAUCCAGGUUUGUUGGGACCCCGAGGUUAUAAGGGUGAACGAGGCUCAACCGGUUUCCCUGGUAUUCCCGGAGUAAGUGGUCUUCAAGGACAUAUGGGAGCAGCUGGUGCACCUGGUAUCCCUGGUAAGGACGGAUGUAACGGUAGUGAUGGUUUGCGUGGUUUGGAUGGUCUACCUGGAAUGGUUGGUCCAAGAGGUUAUCCAGGUAAUCCAGGAUCUAAGGGAGAAAAGGGUGAACCGGCUAAAGAAAUUGGUGAUUUUGCUAAGGGUGACAAGGGUGAACCCGGUUUUAUGGGAAGAUCUGGUCUGCCCGGAAAUGAUGGACCUCAGGGGCCAAAAGGUGAUCGUGGAGAUACUGGUACAUAUGGUCAACCCGGUCCUCGUGGUGAUCGCGGUAUUAAGGGAGAGAAAGGUGACUCAUGUAUUGCACAACCUGUUCCUGGAAUUAAGGGAAUUAAGGGAGAAAAGGGAGAGCCAGCAGCGGUGCUUGAUGAACAUUUCACAGAUGGCCCACAUCCAUGGGUUGGAGCACAAGGUGAUAGAGGUGACAAAGGUGAGCCAGGAUUACAAGGUGACAAGGGUGAUAUUGGAUAUGCUGGGCCACCCGGAAGUGAUGGACUUAAAGGUGAAAAAGGUCUUCCUGGACCAUCUGGAGACAGAGGUCGUCAAGGUAACUUUGGUCCACCUGGGCCAGCAGGUCAAAAAGGUGAUCGCGGAGAGAUUGGUUUACGAGGUUUGGACGGAACUCCAGGUAUGAAAGGAGAACCCGGAAGACCAGGUUUGCCUGGUGCACAAGGUUUAAUUGGACCCGCUGGACCUCCCGGUGGUGGUAAGGGAACUCCAGGACCAUCUGGACCUAAAGGUCCUCGUGGUUUCCGCGGACAGCCUGGACCAAAAGGUUUAGAUGGAUACCCCGGUCCCACAGGGCCUCCUGGUCCUGCCGGACCUAAGGGUGGUCCCGGUUUGGCUGGUCGACCUGGUUUGGAAGGUCCACCUGGUGAAAAAGGAGAUAAGGGAGAUCUUGGACAACCUGGCAACCCCGGUCCACUUGGACCACGUGGACACACUGGCCCACCCGGUCCCGAAGGUAUGAAGGGAGAGCCUGGAACACCCGGAAUUGGAUUGCCUGGACUUAAGGGUGACAUUGGAACACCAGGUCGUCCUGGUGAUCAAGGUAGAAAAGGAGAACGUGGUUUCCCUGGAGCUGUUGGUGUACCUGGUGACUCUAAACUUGGACAACCCGGUUCACCUGGUCGUCCUGGAAGGCAAGGAGAAAAGGGUGACACUGGCCGAUCUGGACAACCUGGACAAAAGGGUGAAACUGGACCAAAGGGUGACCUUGGUGGAAGAUGUACAGACUGUGCACCAGGACAAAAGGGAACUAAAGGUGAACGAGGAUUUGAUGGUGCCGAUGGCUUACCCGGAACUCGUGGUCCAACCGGAGAACGUGGUAUGCCUGGUGAACGUGGUGACGAUGGACUACCUGGACCUAUGGGAGAUAUUGGAGACCGAGGUAGUGAUGGUACUCCUGGUUUACCCGGACCUGAUGGUCCUCCUGGACGUGAUGCUAUUAUUGACUUGAAUUUAACUGCCACCGAGAAGGGAUCAAAGGGUGAACGUGGACCACAAGGUUACCCCGGAUUAAAGGGUGAUCGAGGUGAAAUUGGACAGCCGGGCUUGCCUGGAGUUAAGGGAGAGAUUGGCCGAAGAGGUGACAAAGGUUUCCCUGGAACACCUGGUCAAGAUGGAGCUGCAGGAGCACCUGGUAGAAAUGGAUUUGCUGGACCUAAAGGUGACAGCAUCAAAGGAGAACAAGGACGUCCUGGUUAUGAUGGGCAAAAGGGUGAAAAGGGUGAUACUGGACUUGGAGGAUUCAAGGGAGAACCUGGUACUUGUGAAAUGGAUCGCAGUAUGAUGCCACCAAAGGGUAACAAGGGUGAAAAGGGCUACGAAGGCAGUCCAGGACCUAUGGGACCAAUGGGAGAAAAGGGUGACAUUGGAAGAACUGGAGCUAAGGGUGAACAAGGUUAUCAAGGUCUUAAUGGACCUGUUGGACCCAGAGGAUUGACUGGACCUCGAGGUGAGAAAGGUAAUCAAGGACCUAUUGGAUUCCCAGCAGCUCCUGGAAAGGAUGGUGCUAGAGGAUUGCCUGGAAGACCCGGAGAACGUGGUCAAAAGGGAGAACAAGGUAUAGCAGUUACUGGACCCCCCGGACCAAGAGGUAAUGACGGUCAACCUGGUCAACGAGGAGAUCGUGGUUUGCCAGGAAGUGUUGGUUUACCUGGUGCUGAUGGACAAGUUGGUUAUCCUGGAGAAAAGGGAGAUCUUGGCACACCUGGAGCUCCAGGUUAUCCUGGACCAUUGGGAGAAAAGGGAGAUACAGGACCAGUCGGACCAAUGGGACCUCCUGGACCUCGAGGUUCACCCGGUGUUGAUGGAGUACAAGGUCGCGAAGGUGCCAAGGGUGAACCUGGUAACCCUGGAUUAGUCGGUAUGCCUGGAUUAAAGGGUGAACGUGGUGAGCUUGGUAUCGAUGGUCCUAAAGGUUUUACUGGACCAAGUGGACUUCCUGGUAUUCGAGGAACUCCUGGAAGAACUGGUAUUCCUGGUGUUAAAGGUGAUAAGGGAGAACGUGGUUUGAAUGGUGAAAAUGGUUUGACUGGCUUCCGUGGUCCUCCAGGACCUCAAGGACUACAAGGUUUGAAGGGUGACAUUGGACCACUUGGACCUCCUGGUGCCGAUGGAUUACCUGGAUUAGAUGGAGUUAAGGGAGACCUUGGAUUACCUGGUUUAACAGGAGCACCUGGUUUGCCUGGAGAUGCAUCUGAAAAGGGACAAAAGGGUGAACCUGGUCCCCCAGGAUUACGUGGUAUUGAUGGAAGCAAUGGAAACCCUGGCUACCCAGGAGACAAAGGUAUGCCUGGUAUGCCUGGAUAUGGAAUGGCUGGACCAAUUGGAGAGAAGGGUGAACCUGGUAGAGAUGGAUUUGAUGGCCCACCCGGUAUGCCUGGCAUGAAAGGUGAACGCGGAUAUCCAGGACAAAGAGGACUCAAGGGUGACAAGGGUCUGGCUGGAAGACCAGCUCCUCCCGCUAUACCUUGCGUUGAUGGUUUGCCUGGUGAACCUGGUAUUCAAGGACCUCAAGGAUUCCCCGGUCCAAAGGGAUUGAAGGGUGAACCUGGUUUGGAUGGAUUCGUUGGAACUACUGGAGAAAAGGGAGAUCAAGGUUUUACAGGUAUUGCUGGAGCUCCUGGUCUUAAGGGUGAACGUGGUUAUCCUGGACCCAGUGGACGUGAUGCUGAAGCCAUUACAAUCAUUGGCGAGAAAGGUGAACCUGGUGAAUUUGGCAUGACUGGACUUCCUGGAACGACUGGACCUAAAGGUAAUACUGGCUUCUCUGGCCGUGAAGGACCAAAGGGUGAACGUGGUUUCCCUGGACCUCAAGGUGUACCUGGUUUGAGUGGUGCCCCUGGACAAAAGGGUGACAUGGGUCUAACUGGUGAACAAGGUUUGGCUGGAAUUGCUAUUAAGGGUGAGAAAGGUUUGCCCGGACGUGCAGGAAAGAAUGGACGUGAAGGUAUGGUCGGACGUCCUGGAAUCAAGGGUGAAAAGGGUCUUCCAGGAUUGGCAGGUAUGCCAGGAAAUGUUGGUCUGCCUGGUAAAAUGGGUCCUCAAGGUGAGAAGGGUGAUCGUGGUGCAAUGGGUCUUCCUGGAAAGGAUGGCAUGGAUGGAUUCCCUGGACCAAUCGGACCUAAAGGUGAUCUCGGAUAUCCCGGAGAGCGAGGAGAUCGUGGUUUACCUGGAUUCGAAGGACAAAAGGGUGACAAGGGUAAUCAAGGAAUUGAAGGUGUCCGUGGUCUCGAUGGAUAUCCAGGUAUUAAGGGAGAUCGUGGUUUGAUUGGUCUUGAAGGUCUUCCCGGACCAAUGGGUCCCAUGGGUGAAAAGGGUUCAACUGGUCCUAAGGGUCGUGAUGGACGCGAUGGUAUUCCCGGUCAACGAGGACAAAAGGGUGAACCUGGACUUGUGCCACCAUCCGGACCAAAGGGUGAACCUGGCCAGCCUGGACAUGACGGUGAAAAGGGUGAUCGUGGUUUCCAAGGAGUUCGCGGUCUUGUCGGUAUCCAAGGAGAACGCGGAGAAAAGGGUGAUCGAGGUCUACAAGGCUUCCCCGGACCAACUGGACGUCCUGGACCAAAGGGAGACAUGGGUCUUCCUGGUUUACCUGGUCGCGAUGGUGCUAUCGGACUUCUUGGAAUCAAGGGUGAACAAGGAGAAGCAUGCGCCCCAGCACCUGAUUAUCUAACUGGAAUUCUACUUGUCAAACACAGUCAAACCGAAGAAAUCCCACGUUGUGAGAAGGGUCACACCGAAAUGUGGAAUGGAUACUCUCUGCUCUACGUCGACGGAAAUGAUUAUCCACACAAUCAAGAUCUCGGAUCACCAGGAUCAUGUGUUCGUCGUUUCUCAACACUGCCCGUUAUGGCUUGUGGCCAAAACAAUGUCUGCAACUAUGCUUCACGAAACGACCGUACUUUCUGGCUGUCAACUUCAGCUGCCAUUCCAAUGAUGCCAGUACAAAAUUACGAGAUGCAGAAAUACAUCUCGCGCUGUGUGGUUUGCGAAGCCCCAGCUAAUGUCAUUGCCAUACACAGUCAAUCGCUAGAGGUGCCACGUUGUCCUGGAGGAUGGGAAGGUCUAUGGAUUGGUUACAGUUUUGCCAUGCACACGGGCGUCGGUAACGGUGGUGGUGGACAAGGUCUCUCAUCACCUGGUUCCUGCCUUGAAGACUUCAGAGCGACACCAUUCAUCGAAUGUAAUGGUGCCAAGGGACAUUGUCACUUCUACGAGACUCAGACCAGUUUCUGGUUGGUCACUGUCGAGGAAAGUCAACAAUUUACCAAACCUGAACAGCAAACACUUAAGUCAGGAUUCCUGAGACAGAGGGUAUCAAGAUGCCAAGUUUGUAUUAAGAAUUCGACAUAAGUCCAAGGCUACAGACAAACAAAAGAAAAAAAAACUUCCCAAAAAUCGGUAAUUUAAAAAAAGAAAAAAUUCUCAGAUAAGAAUGAACUCUACGUAUUCCUACCACCAUUUUUGUUUUUAUUAUUUUUUUAUUUUUUAUUCAUUUUGUAAUAAUAUUUGUACACUUUAACUUAAAAUUAACUUUUGUUUGUUUGUUAGAAGAAGAAAAAUAAAAAAAUAAUUUUAGAUUGUUUAUACUUAAGAAUGACCCCAGUUAAUAGAGAUAUCUUUUGUAAUAUACUGCUUAGAAAAUAAUAAUAAAAAAACAAAAAACACAGCCAAUUGUUUAUACCUUUACUAUAUUAUGUAUUGUGAAAUACAUAAAUAUAUACAUAAUUGUUUAAUUCCUUUUUGUAAUAUUAAAUUAUAAUUAUAAUUUUGUUUAAAGUUUUUUUUUUUUAUUCUUCCUUAAGUGCUAUACACCAAAUUAUUUUUUAUGCGAUUUAAAAUAAAACAAAUAAACAAAAUACAAUUAUAUACAUUUUUAAUGUUAAUAAAAAAUAAUAAAUUCCGCAUAAAAUAUUAAUUAAAUCCAUUGUCAGUUUGUACGAAUAAAAAUAAAUGCUGCCUGUAAGUUGGUUUAACAAAUUUACUGCCAAUUUUUUUUU